Molecule: messenger RNA, 642 nt
Organism: Erigeron canadensis
Lineage: Eukaryota; Viridiplantae; Streptophyta; Magnoliopsida; Asterales; Asteraceae
Product: platelet glycoprotein Ib alpha chain-like
Exons: 3
Coding region: 1-642 (213 amino acids)
Source: RefSeq, a predicted model, not a curated record
AUGCUUUCAAGCUUGUCAGAGAUUCAGUUAAGCAAGAAAGUGUAUCAGCAGAAGAAGAAGGGAAGUUCAUCUAAGAAAAAGCAUUUAAAAAGAAAACAACCAGCUGAACCUUCUUCUCCUACAUCUUCUGAGGAAACUGUUUCUGAGUCUGGGACUCCAAAACCAUUAAGAACACCACCUCCUAAAAACUCAACCAUCAGAAGAUCACAAUCACCAAAAACACCUUCACCACCUAGACAUUCUUCACCAAUUCAAACAACUCCACUUCCUGAAAUUCUAACACCAGAUCCUCCAGCAAUGCCUCAAUCACACUCAAUUCCAACUCAUAUUCCUUCAUCAACAAUAUCUACAACUGUUUUACUAACUCCUCCACCGACAUACCUUCAAGGCCGCAGGAAGUCCAUUCCUGUUCAUAUCAAAAAGAAUACAUUCAAAAGAUCUCGCUUUGAGUAUGAUCGUUUUUCACAAGUUGAACUAGAAGAUGUGGUUGUUUCUGAUAUUGAUUCAUCUGAUAAUGAUGCCAAUCAUUCUGAUCAAUCAAGUGAUCCUGAUCCGUUUCAACCAGGGAAUGGGACUGAUAAUGAUAGUGAUUCUGAUUCGGAUGAUUCUAAUGAUGCUCCACCAAGACCAGCUAUGUCUUAA